AUGGGUCAUUUUCAACCGGUGCUCCCACUUUUGAAAACAAAUGUCAUUAGACGACGUAGUCGUACUUGGCAAAUUCUUGGUCUUAUUGUUGUACUUUUUCUUAGUUUAACAUUCAUAGCUGUUCGAUAUUUACCAGCUGUUGUUAUUGAUCCAGUAUCAGUACUCAAAAAUCGUGAUUUUAAAGAUAUAUUUGUACCGCCUAUACCUCGUCCACCUGUAAAUUGGCCUAAUCUAGAUCAUGAUCAUUCCUUACAUUUAUCUAAUGAUCAAUCAAAAUUAAAACAACAAAUUUAUAAAAAUAAAGAACAUCUUAUAAAUCUUGAUGAUGACAACAAGGAUUCCAUUAAAAAAUCAAUACAAAAACCUAAUUUAAAUAAUAUUACAUCAUUUGAUCAUGCAUUACCUGUAGAAAAUUUAACAAAUAUAUUUAGUCAUAUGUCAAUUGAUGAACUUCAAAAAAUUCAAUCAGUACAAAUGCGUCGAGAAAAAGUUCGAGAGGUUAGUUAA
This is a messenger RNA of Adineta steineri, 507 nucleotides long. Lineage: Eukaryota; Metazoa; Rotifera; Eurotatoria; Adinetida; Adinetidae. The record is from the annotation of a GenBank genome assembly.